GUUUAAAUUCACGGCAAACAAAUUAUUUGAGCAAGAGCAACACCAAACGGUUCGCACCCGCAGAAAAAAGUACAAAACCAGCCCUGAGCUAAUUUGAAUACAUCGUCUUCGUUGCGUUUCGUUUCGUUUCGUUUCGUUCCACGGAAACCAUACCAUCGCAAAACUUAGAGAAACACGACACCCAGCCCCACGGAAGAACAGGGCGAUACGUUUGAUCGCAAGAAACACGCACGCACAAAAGAAACUAUACAACCAUUCGCCAUGUCGAGAGACGACGGGAAACUGCUUGCAACGGCAAUGGGAGCCGCAACCGCCGGUGCCGCUCUGGCCGUUAUGGCCAUGAAGAUGAUCGAUGGAAGCAAAGACCAGAGCGGCAAGGGCGGCGGCGAAAGUGCGUACAACAACAGCGGUGGCAGCGUCCUGGCCUACCACCAGGGCGACAAGCGGCCCGUCCGCACAAGCGUCAUCAUGAACGACCCUUCCGACCUCCACGAAUCUAUAUCGCACGGGUCCAUGAACAUGAAGCGUGAGGCCUCCGAUGCCAUGCUCUUUCCGCACAACCACGAAGAAAAAAUGCGACGCCGGAUCGCCACGCGGUACACGAUCGAGGAAGAAAACAACCUGGGGCGAGACUCGGUGACGGUGCGGGUGCCGGCGACCUCCGCCAACGUGGGUCCUGGAUGUGAGUCUUUGUCUUGUCUGCAAACACCCUGGAUUGCCUUUUGGUAUAUUGUAAUGCGACGAGUCAAGUUGUGUUCUGUUAUGCGUCGCAGUAAGAUCCCGUUCGUUCCAGCACGGAUAGCUGUCUCACACAUCCUGUUUCAACCUGAUCCUCUCAUCUGACAUUUUUGGCGAUUUGAUUGACACUCAAUUUUCGAAUAACAACGAACUGCACUCUAACCUUCUGUUAUGCAACGAAACAAAAUGAAACACAAAUCAAAAUCAACCAUUCAGACGAUUGCAUUGGAAUUGCCGUUGAUCUGUGGUCCGAAGUAACGGUGUCCCGGGUUCCCAAUGGGGACACCGUUGGUUUCGAAAUCACCGCCGAGGGGGAAGGAGCCGAAGCGAUGCCCAAGGACGAGAGUAACUACCUCGUAGUGGGCUGCAAGGCUGCCUUUGAGACGGCUAACAAACCCCUGCCCCCACUUAAAUACCAUGUCGUUUCGAGGAUUCCCUAUGCACGGGGACUGGGCUCCUCCAGUGCCGCAAUCGUGGCAGGAAUCGUAGCGGGACUGGUUCUGGCCGGGCACAGAUUGCCCUGUUGGGGGUCGGAGGCCCUCCUGCAGAUCGCUGCCGGCAUUGAGGGACACCCCGACAACGUCGCCCCCGUCAUCUACGGUGGAAUCCAGCUCGGCAUCCACAACGGAACCCGGUGGCUGACGGAGCGUAUCUCGAAUCCCCCCGGCCUGCAGUGCAUUAUUUUCAUCCCGGACUUUAUUGGCAAGACCUCGGACGCCCGGGGGGUCCUCGACAAUACCGUCACCCGGGAGGAGGCUGCCUUUAAUAUUGGGCGAGCCGCCUUUUUGGUGCACGCCUUUGAAACCAACAACCUCGACAACCUCCGGUGGGGCGUCCAGGACAAGCUCCACCAGCCCCAGCGGGGCGGGAAGCUCUAUAAAUACCUCUACCCGAUGAUCGAGGCGGCCGAAAAGGCUGGUGCCUGCUGUGCCUACCUGUCGGGUGCUGGACCAACCGUCAUGGCACUAACGAGCGGCGCCGCCGGUGACAUUUUUGCGCAGCGAGAGAAGGAACGAACGGACAUUUUGGUCGCCAAGGCCAUGAUCCAGUGCGCCAAGGAUCACGGGGUGGAUGGAAAGCUACUGGUCACCAACGUUGUUUCGGAGGGAUGCCGGGUUACUCACGUUGACCCGCCCUUUUCCACGGGAGAAAUUACCUACCGCGACAACAUUUAAGGCAAACAAUAAAUCGAGGGUUGUGGCAGCUAGAAGAUUUCCUGCCAUAAGAUCGAUGACAGUAGGCUGGCAAAUAAUAACAAUAACAAAUA
Pseudo-nitzschia multistriata is the source of this 2005-nucleotide messenger RNA. NCBI's taxonomy places the organism in Eukaryota, Bacillariophyta, Bacillariophyceae, Bacillariales, Bacillariaceae. The record is from the annotation of a GenBank genome assembly.